CAGCGCCUUUGCGCGUUCCUGCUGGAGAUGUUCAGCACCUUCCAGAUUUGUGCCUGCACCAACGAGCUCUGCCUGCUGGCCAACGUGGAGCCGAAGCCUCACACCGCCCUCACCCUCACCUAUGGGUUCACCGUCCUGCACGGCUGGACCCUGCCUGGCAGCACAUGCAACCCCUGUGGCACCUUGCAGCCCGUGUGGGCCGGUGGGACGUCGGUCGAGAUGGGUGGACUCAAGAUCGCCGCUCAGUUCGUGGCCGCAGCUCUUGCCAGGGUGGUUAUGCACUUUAUCUGGAGCCUGGAGAUGGCAGAAACACAUUUUGGAGCUCUCUCACAAGGCUGCAGUAACCCCAUGCAGACUACCGAAAUGCAGGCGUUCUGCAUAGAACUGCUCUUUUCUGUCGUUUUCCAGCUGACCAUCCUGCGAGUGGAAAGUAUUAAUCCCAAAUACAAAGUCCAUUUGAUUGCUCUUCUCAUCACCGUGCUCGUAUAUGCAGGUGGAAAUCUCACAGGAGCAAUAUUUAACCCAGCACUGGCUUUUUCAUUGCAUGCAAAUUGUUUCUACGACAAAUUUUUGAGUUAUUCACUGGUGUAUUGGAUAGCACCAUCCUUAGGUACAAUACUUGUGGCUUUUAUAUGGGAUGAAAUCCUUCCUCGGCUAUCCUGAGACACCAAAUUCUGAAACCUAGCAGCACUACCUUAAAAAGCACUUUCAGCAUCUGCACCCACCUUCAGAAAAC
Molecule: messenger RNA, 736 nt
Organism: Merops nubicus (carmine bee-eater)
Lineage: Eukaryota; Metazoa; Chordata; Aves; Coraciiformes; Meropidae
Gene: AQP11
Product: aquaporin 11
Exons: 3
Biological process (GO): transmembrane transport
Cellular component (GO): membrane; cytoplasm
Molecular function (GO): channel activity
Source: RefSeq, a predicted model, not a curated record